GCUCGGUGGAGAGAGAGAGGGACAGUAGCGGAGACUUGAGGAGGAGGUGGAGUCUGUCCCACACUGCAUCUGGCCCGCUCCCCUCUCUGUCACCCCGGGCCAAACCCGCCCAGCUCCUCUCACUCACUCUCUGUCUGUUUUCCCGCACGGCUCGGCCCGGACUCUCACGGCACUCUCUCACACACAGCGAGGACACGGAAUGGAGACGGAAGGGAGCCAGAGCAGCCUGUCCACCACGGACUCCCCUCACGACCCAUGCAAAAUGUUCAUAGGUGGACUCAGCUGGCAAACAACACAAGAGGGGCUGAAGGAGUACUUCUGCAAGUAUGGUGAGGUGAAGGAGUGUAUGGUGAUGCGAGAUCCGGUUACGAAGCGCUCGAGGGGUUUUGGAUUCGUCACCUUUGUUGACCAGGCUGGCGUGGAUAAAGUUUUGGCCCAAACUAGGCAUGAGUUGGACUCCAAAACAAUUGACCCAAAGGUUGCAUUCCCUCGCAGAGCUCAGCCCAAGUUGGUGACUCGAACCAAGAAGAUUUUUGUGGGAGGCCUGUCAGUGAACACAACUAUCGAGGACGUCAAACAGUACUUUGACCAGUUUGGGAAGGUUGAUGAUGCCAUGCUCAUGUUCGACAAGACCACCAACAGACACAGAGGGUUUGGUUUUGUGACAUUUGAAAAUGAGGAUGUGGUGGAGAAGGUCUGUGAGAUCCACUUCCACGAGAUCAACAACAAAAUGGUGGAGUGUAAGAAAGCUCAGCCCAAGGAGGUAAUGUCGCCCACAGGCUCAGCCAGGGGGCGCUCCCGGGUAAUGCCAUAUGGAAUGGACGCCUUCAUGCUGGGCAUCGGUAUGCUGGGUUAUCCAGGCUUCCAGACAGCCACAUACACCAGCCGAAGCUAUGCCGGCAUCACUCCUGGAUACACCUACCAGUUCCCUGAGUUCCACUUAGAGAGGACUCCCCUUCUGACUUCACCCCACCCCCCUGAGCUCACAGCCAUUCCUCUGACAGCAUACGGACCAAUGGCAGCAGCAGCAGCAGCAGCAGUAGUUAGAGGUUCUACCCCGUCUCGCUCAGCUGGAUUUUUAGGUACGAGCAGCCCGGGGCCGAUGGCGGACCUUUAUGGAACAGCCAGUCAGGAGUCCGCUGUCAGCAGUUACCUCAGUGCUGCAAGUCCCGCUCCAAGCACUGGAUUCAGCCAUAGCUUGGGGGGCCCUUUGAUCGCCACAGCCUUCACUAACGGCUACCACUGAGAGAUUUUGUGUCAGUGCAGAGCUGUAGACUGAGAGCUGGAAGGAGUUGAAGCUGUUCUGGAGCUGAUCUGGCCUGUCUCUGUCCUGUGCACCUCCUCGGCGCGGGCCCCCCCUGGCGCGAGCCUGAUCCCAGCCGACCCCACUGACGACUCACCAAACCCCACCUCCUGCAAAAAUAAAAGAGGAGCACAAACAUUUAUCACUACAUGUCAUAGCAACACCUGCAGAUGCUGUAUUUUUAUUAGUGUGUUUUUUUCCUGUUAUUAUGUUUCACCAUGCUGUUUUUCCCCCAGUUGUUGUGUUAUUUCUGCUUUGGUUUUGUUUUAAUGGAUGAUUUGACCUCUGAACCUGAUCUGUCUAAGAUGAGAGGAGUUAAAUCUCCAGCUGAACCCUGUUUACAGGUCAGGACCUGUAAUUUGUACUGGAAGACUGUAUAUUUGUCAGUAGUUCAUACUGAAUUUUAACAAAACAUUUGUGAUUAAUACUGUUGAAAAUGUGUCACAAAUUGUAUAUCUCAGUAGGUUUUUAACAAAGACUUUUUAGACUAAUAAUUGUCAGAUGACAAAGGUCAUUAGCCCCAGUUACAUAAUAGGUGACAUGAGCUGUACAAUUUUGUAAAAUAUUGUAAAUAUGACUCUUUCUGGGGUGGGGUGGGGGGGGUACUCAGUUGAUCUUUGUGUCUGGGAGGUGGGAGGCUGUGGGUAAAUGGAACAAUUGCUUCUUUCAUCAAUCCUUACAUGUUGGAAAGUUUGGCUGUUUUCAUAGUUUCACAUGGAGGGCAAGAACAUUUCAGUUUGUCUGUCUGUCAGUAUAAGAGCGGCUGUCUGCUGUACUCCUCUCCAGGCAUUUAUGAGUUGUGUGUCAUUUGACUAUGUUACUGCAUUCAGAAGCUGCCUCAGAGUUGAAACACUUUCAGCUUUGUGUGUAGCAGGAGACAGCAACACUUCUGGGGAUAUAUGGGUGUAAAAAGCUCAUCUAAUAGAAGAGGAAAAGGACUUGCUGAUUUCUUUGUCAUAUUGUUUUAACUGUGAUUUUCAAUAUGUGAUGAUUGUGAAGGGAAAUGAAGGACUGGUGUGCAGAGGCAGUCACGCACAGUUAACAUGUUUUUGACUGGUUCUCUCUACAGGUUGUGUUGAUGUUUGUGUGAGAGUGGUUUUUAUACACAU
This is a messenger RNA of Monopterus albus (swamp eel), 2412 nucleotides long. It is a transcript of the gene msi1b, whose product is annotated as musashi RNA binding protein 1b. Gene Ontology annotation, biological process: central nervous system development; regulation of translation. Lineage: Eukaryota; Metazoa; Chordata; Actinopteri; Synbranchiformes; Synbranchidae. The coding region runs from base 200 to 1246 and encodes 348 amino acids. The transcript has 14 exons. Gene Ontology annotation, cellular component: cytoplasm. Gene Ontology annotation, molecular function: mRNA binding. The record is from RefSeq and is a predicted model, not a curated record.